CAACUACUUUCACUCCUAGCAUGCCUAUCCAAAAGAUCAAGGCUCGCCAGAUCUUCGACUCCCGCGGCAACCCAACGGUCGAGGUAGACCUCUUCACCGAACAUGGGAGGUUCCGGGCUGCCGUCCCUUCUGGCGCGUCUACGGGCGCACAUGAGGCCCUCGAGUUGCGUGAUGGCGACCAGACGCAAUACCUUGGCAAGGGUGUUAGCAAGGCCAUCGCCAACGUGAACGAUAUCAUCGCGCCCGCGCUGAUCAAGUCUGGCCUCGGGGUCAGGCAGCAAAAGGAAGUCGACGAUUUCCUUAUCAAGCUCGACGGUACGCCUAACAAGGGUAAGCUGGGUGCUAACGCCAUCCUGGGCGUGUCGAUGGCGUGUGCUGUCGCUGCUGGUGGGGAGAAGGAUAUCCCCCUCUAUCAACAUCUAGCUGAACUGGCCGGUGUCGUCCCUCCCUACGUCAUGCCCGUCCCCUGCUUCAACGUCAUCAACGGCGGUGCGCACGCGGGAAACAAGCUCGCCUUCCAGGAAUUCAUGAUCUGCCCCGUCGGCGCGACCUCUUUCCACGAAGCGAUGAAGUUUGCCACCGAGACUUACCACACGCUCAAGAAGGUCAUCAGCAAGAAAUAUGGGAUCGACGCUGUGAACGUCGGUGACGAAGGCGGGUUCGCGCCCAACGUCGGCGGUGCGGAGGAAGCGCUCGACCUUCUCGUUGAAGCGAUCAACACGGCAGGGUACGAGGGCAAAGUCGUCAUCUCCGUCGACUCUGCUUCCUCCGAGUUCUACAAAGACGGAAAGUACGACUUGGAUUUCAAGAACCCCAACUCGGACCCGAAGGCGUUGAUCACCGGCGAACAGCUCGCAGAGGAAUUCAAGAAGCUCAUUGCCAAAUACCCGAUUAUCAUGGCUGAAGAUCCCUUCGACGAAGACGACUUUGACUCGUUUGCCCUGCUCACGAAACAGGUCGAUAUCGAGAUCACUGGGGACGACCUGCUCGUCACGAACGCCCAGAGGCUCAAGACCGGUAUCGAGAAGAAGUCGUGUAACGCUCUCCUGCUCAAGCUGAACCAGAUCGGUUCUGUCACUGAGGCGAUCCAGGCUGCCCAGCUCGCACAGUCCGCAGGAUGGGGAGUGAUGGUCUCGCAUCGUUCUGGCGAAACAGAAAACACCUUCAUAGCAGACCUCGUCGUCGCCCUCCGCGUAGGGCAGAUCAAGACGGGCGCGCCGGCCCGCUCGGAACGGGUGGCAAAGUAUAACCAGCUGUUGAGGAUCGAGGAGGAGAUCACGGAGAGUACGGGCAAGGCAUCGAUCUUUGCUGGCAGGGCGGCGUUUGCGGCGGGUGUGAACCCCCCGGCGUUGUUGAAGAAGUAGGGGAUGGGAGGUGUGCGAAUGUAUCGAAAGUAAAAAUGUUCGAUUCAGGAUACAAUCACACAUGUUUGUUAUAUU
Molecule: messenger RNA, 1439 nt
Organism: Dacryopinax primogenitus
Lineage: Eukaryota; Fungi; Basidiomycota; Dacrymycetes; Dacrymycetales; Dacrymycetaceae
Product: enolase
Exons: 6
Coding region: 21-1364 (447 amino acids)
Biological process (GO): glycolytic process
Cellular component (GO): phosphopyruvate hydratase complex
Molecular function (GO): magnesium ion binding; phosphopyruvate hydratase activity
Source: RefSeq, a predicted model, not a curated record